Messenger RNA from Hevea brasiliensis (rubber tree), 1278 nucleotides. Its product is annotated as cysteine-rich receptor-like protein kinase 37. The coding region runs from base 1 to 897 and encodes 298 amino acids. NCBI's taxonomy places the organism in Eukaryota, Viridiplantae, Streptophyta, Magnoliopsida, Malpighiales, Euphorbiaceae. Gene Ontology annotation, biological process: protein phosphorylation. The record is from RefSeq and is a predicted model, not a curated record. The transcript is spliced from 6 exons. Gene Ontology annotation, molecular function: protein kinase activity; ATP binding.
AUGAGAACGGCAUUGGUUCAAUAUUAUAUAUUUCUUCUAUGCAAGUCUUCCAACCAAACAAUAAUUGAAUGUGAAAGUGAUAGUGUUGCUUGGAGCAAGUCAAUAAAGCAAGUCAAGCUACAUGCCCGUCGCGCAAUACAAUCGGGUCCGCGUUCAAAGCAUAUAUAUCCAUAUGAAUAUUUAUUUCUGGCCUGGAUAGAGAAUGGAAUUACAGCUGCUCGAACUGUUGUAAUCAUCACUGUUCCUGCAAUUAUCUUCGCAGCACUUGUUGCCCUCACUUGCAGCCUUUUCUAUUACAGGAAGCCUAAGCAAGAAACCAAAGAUUUGGAUGAAAAUAGUAGCACAGAAUGCUCGAAAUUCAAUUUUGAGACUAUCAGACUUGCAACAAAUGACUUCUCUGAUCAUAAUAAGCUUGGACAAGGUGGAUUUGGUACUGUUUACAAGGGUGUUCUUUCGAAUGGACGAGUCGUAGCUGUAAAGAGACUAACAAGAAACUCUAAGCAAGGAGGAGUUGAUUUUAAGAACGAGGUCAUGCUAGUGGCCAGACUUCAACAUAGGAAUUUGGUUAGACUCUUGGGUUUCUGUUCUGAAAGAAAUGAAAGGCUUCUCAUAUAUGAAUAUGUUCCAAAUUCAAGUCUCGACCAUUUCAUAUAUGAUCAAGAUAAGCGUUUACUAAUGGAUUGGAACACGCGCUACAAAAUCAUAGUGGGCAUAGCUCGAGGAAUUCUUUAUCUUCAUGAAGAUUCUCAACUUCGCAUUAUUUAUCGUGAUCUCAAAGUCAGUAAUAUCCUACUAGAUGAAAAAAUGAAUCCUAAAAUUUCAGACUUCGGAACAGCAAGGUUGUUUCCCAUAGAUCAAUCUGAGGAUGCUACAAGUAAAAUUGUGGGAACCUUGUAAGUAUAAGAAUCUAGUUAAAACAUAUUGUUGUAACAACACUUCUAUAUUCCUCCAUCACUUAUCAACUUGCUAUAACAAAUAUUAAAUUUAAUGGUAUUAAUUUUAAUCUUAUUAGAAAUUUGAUAUUAACAAUAUUAAUUAACACCAAAUAUUUGUGUUAAGUGUUGUUAACAACUUUAGUUACAAAGUUUUUAUGUACCAAUUGGUACUUGCUGCUAAUUCCCUUUGACAUUAAAUUCUUAAUUUUUAGCAGCAAUGAUAACUUGCUAUUAAAAUUAAACCCUUAUUUUUUGUAGUAUCAUUAAUAAAUCCUACAAAUAAGAAACAAAGUAAACAAUUUGUUUACAAUCAUGAAGUGUUUACGGUCAUUAUAAAGUAUAA